GCUAUAUAAGCGCUCUAGCCUAUGAAGCAAGCAAUUAGUCUACAAGCUACAGUUGCCAUGAUAAAUCGCCGUCAACGCUUGGAGUUUGCCUUGAGCAUUUUGCCCUACAAUCACACUGAUGCUAGACUGUCUGGCUCGCAGCGGCAGGUGGAGCAGAUCAUAGCCAGGCUUCGCACAGAUGACACUUCAGCUGAAGAAGAAAGCGACGAUGAGAAGCAGCGUCGCGCUCAAGGCUUUGCCGAACAGACUAUGCGGCAAAUCGAGCAGGCGGAGCUGCUGCAAACGCUGCCAAAGCAAAAGCUAAGCACGCUAGUGACGCUAACGAUGGCAGCGGAGAAACUGCUGAAGUCGCAAUGCAAGCAGGAGCCCCAAGAGGAAUUUGACUCGCAUUUGUCACAGGAAGAUUCCUUUGCAGAUUUUGAUCGUCGUGAACUGCUGGAGAACAGCAUUGAAGUAUUGAAUGCAGCGCGUAUUAAGAUGCUGCAACGUUGGGAGCGCAGCAAGCGCAAGGCACUAGAUCUGCUGACUAUAGAGAUUGACAAAGUGCAGACUAUGGAUCAGGCGCAUUCGCAGCGAGCGGCACACUUUGAGCAGUUCUGCGAUGGCACCGAUGAGUUGAAUACUUCGACGCCCAAGACCAAUGACGAGGACGAUGAUGAGGAAAAGGAAAACGCGCAUAAGCAACAGCACGAUGUGGGCUUUGAGAUAGACGACGACGACGAGGAGUAUGUGCCCUACAGCAACGAGCGUCCGGGCAAGCGCAAGCCUCAGAAGAAACCCGUGACCUCAACGCCACGCGACAAGCGCCACUGCCCUGGCAUUGAGUUCGACCAGGACACCAGCUCACCCAUGGUCACCAUUGGGCCCAAUGGCACGCAAGUUGCGCGCAGCUGCCUGCAGGCCAUCAACUGGAAUCUCUCGGGUCCAGCCAUAACUCGCAAGCUCCUCUGUGAAAUCUUCGAUCGCACUACGCUCGCCUUUCACACGCUCUCGGGCAAGCCGUCGCCUGCGUUCAAAGACUGCGCCCGUCCCAGCAAGCAGCAGCUGGAUCCACUCAAAGUGGCCGAUCUUGUCUAUUUGAUGACCAGCAGCAUGGAGAUGACGCCACGCGAAGUGCGCACUGCCAUCACCACCAAGUGCGCCGACGAGAACAAAAUGCUACGCACGCGCCUCCAAAAGCGACCACGCAAGACUCUCUAAGCUCAACUAUACGCCCCACUUUAGUUUUAAC
Molecule: messenger RNA, 1231 nt
Organism: Drosophila busckii
Lineage: Eukaryota; Metazoa; Arthropoda; Insecta; Diptera; Drosophilidae
Gene: Elba1
Product: early boundary activity protein 1
Exons: 2
Coding region: 22-1200 (392 amino acids)
Molecular function (GO): DNA binding
Source: RefSeq, a predicted model, not a curated record